AUGCUAACUGCUCUGAUGGAGGAAGUACAGGACACCAUGAGGUUUGGAAGAAGAGCGUUUUUUCUUAGCAACUCGGUUGGUAUCUGGGUGUUAUUUGACAUAAGCAUCUCUUGAUCAACAGGUCCUUCGAUGGGUGAUCCUACGCUGAGGAGAAGAAUUGAACCCUGGGAAUUUGAAGUCCUCUUUGACCCCAGAGAACUCCGUAAAGAGGCCUGUCUCCUCUAUGAAAUCAAGUGGGGCACAAGCUGUAAGAUCUGGCGAAACUCUGGCAAAAACACCAGCAAUCAUGCUGAAGUUAAUUUUCUAGAAAAGUUUACUUCGGAAAGACACUUUUGCUCAUCCACCAGCUAUUCCAUCACCUGGUUCUUGUCCUGGAGUCCCUGCUGGGAGUGCUCCAGGGCUAUUCGAGAGUUUCUGAGUCAACACCCUCGUGUGACUCUGGUUAUCUAUGUAGCACGGCUCUUUUGGCACAUGGAACCACAAAACCGGCAGGGACUCAGGGACCUCAUUAACAGUGGCGUCACCAUCCAGAUUAUGAGAGACUCAGGUAAAAGCAAUAAACAAAUAAUACGAAUUGUUUGUGAAAGAACAUGGUGA
This is a messenger RNA of Carlito syrichta (Philippine tarsier), 597 nucleotides long. It is a transcript of the gene APOBEC1, whose product is annotated as apolipoprotein B mRNA editing enzyme catalytic subunit 1. Gene Ontology annotation, biological process: cytidine to uridine editing. The record is from RefSeq and is a predicted model, not a curated record. The transcript has 3 exons. NCBI's taxonomy places the organism in Eukaryota, Metazoa, Chordata, Mammalia, Primates, Tarsiidae. Gene Ontology annotation, molecular function: RNA binding; zinc ion binding; cytidine deaminase activity. Gene Ontology annotation, cellular component: cytoplasm; nucleus.